Messenger RNA from Acytostelium subglobosum LB1, 825 nucleotides. RefSeq lists its product as hypothetical. Lineage: Eukaryota; Evosea; Eumycetozoa; Acytosteliales; Acytosteliaceae. The transcript is spliced from 3 exons. The record is from RefSeq and is a predicted model, not a curated record. The coding region runs from base 1 to 825 and encodes 274 amino acids.
AUGGAUGGGCACAGUCUCAAUGGAGGUCUCCAAGACCUUGCGACAUUGGCAUUGGUAGCAGCUGAAGAGAUAGAUGCUGACAGAGUGAUGGCAGCUGAGGAUAUCGACAUUGAAAGAGUGACGCCAGCUGAAGAGAUCGAUGCUGACAGAGUGAUAGCCUGGAGAGUACGGUGCAACAACAACACAGCCAGUGGUCUUAAGCAACAUACCAUACUCAUCACGAGGUGGCCAAGUGGCGAUGACGACGGAGAUGACGAUGAUGACGACCAGAAUGAUGACGACGACCAUGAUGAAUACGACCAUAACGAUGAUGAUGACAGUGACGACAAGUACAUUAGCCAGAGGAUUAGACUGUUAUCGCGAUCAGCUGUUGGCAGUGUUGGCUUUGACGAUGAUGAUGAUGAUGACCAUGACUACCAGGAUGAUGAUGACCAUGAUGAUAACGACUACCAGUAUGAUGACGACGACCAGGAUGAUGGAGAGGAAGAUAACAGCGAUACCGAGGACGAUGAUGACACUGCCAUCAUUGAUAAGAUCGAACCGCCUGUCAAACAGAGCUGCGGUGUGUCAUUGAAAGCGAGACACUCAAGGUUGCCAGGCGAUGACAAACCGAUGCCUUUGGAGUACCGCUUCAGCAAGGCCAAGCCCACUUAUUCGCAGAACCUCAAGCUUGCAGCUAUAGUUACUAACAAACAGUUUAUGGAUCUAAUAGAGUCAGAGGAAGAGAGGGAGCAAGUGUUGAAGUUGUGGAGACAGUUGCACAAACUUACUGUCAUUGCUUUGGAUCCUGAUUUGAAGAUAACUGCUGUUGCUGCGCGCGAUUGA